Molecule: messenger RNA, 2468 nt
Organism: Sesamum indicum (sesame)
Lineage: Eukaryota; Viridiplantae; Streptophyta; Magnoliopsida; Lamiales; Pedaliaceae
Product: pachytene checkpoint-like protein
Biological process (GO): reciprocal meiotic recombination; meiotic recombination checkpoint signaling
Cellular component (GO): chromosome; nucleus
Molecular function (GO): ATP hydrolysis activity; ATP binding
Source: RefSeq, a predicted model, not a curated record
CACAGUUUCAAAUUAAAACCCCCAAUCCCCAGUUUGCCUAGGGUUUUGGCUAUUGAUCUUCUCUGCUAAGAGUUCACUGAUGCCGGAGCUGAUGUCUGCUACCGAGAUGAGUGCUCCAAUGGACAUUUCUGUGCCUAAUCCUGGCGAAUGCAAUUUACCCGGCCAAGAUGCUGUUUUUAGCGAGCCACCAGUUGGGCCAUCUGCUCCGCCGCCUCCACCACCGCCUCCUCCUCCUUCACUAAGCGAAGAUAAAAUUCUUGUGUCAGUUGAAGUUUUGUUGAAACCGUCUAGCACAGCACGGGCUGAUGAUGUCCGCUCAGCAGUUGAAAGAAUGCUGGAAAAGAGAAGCAUGAGCUACACUGAUGGUCCAAUUCCAGUUCCGAUGGACGAUGCAGUUCUUGUGGACAAUGUGGAACGGAUAUGUAUAUGUGAUUCAGAUGUGUGGGUGGAAAAGCACGAUGUUCUUUUAUUCUGGCAAGUAAAACCUGUCGUGCAUGUUUUCCAGCUCAGUGAGGAAGGGCCAUGUGAAGAAUUGAGCAAUGAUGGCCAACUUGCUAGCUUCAAUGAAUGGAUUCUUCCUGCAAAGGAAUUUGAUGGAAUGUGGGAAAGCUUAAUUUAUGAUUCUGGUCUCAAACAGAGGUUAUUACGAUAUGCAGCAAGUGCUCUGCUUUUCACUGAGAAAGGUGUCAAUCCUUUCCUUGUAUCAUGGAACCGCAUUGUUCUUCUUCAUGGACCUCCUGGCACAGGCAAGACAUCCCUAUGCAAAGCAUUGGCACAAAAACUCUCAAUACGCUUUAGCUCAAGAUACCCACAAUGCCAGUUGAUUGAGGUUAAUGCACAUUCCUUGUUCAGUAAAUGGUUUUCUGAAAGUGGGAAGCUGGUUGCAAAGCUUUUCUCCAAAAUCCAAGAAAUGGUAGAGGAAGAAAACAAUCUGGUAUUUGUCUUGAUUGAUGAAGUUGAAAGCCUUGCUGCUGCCAGGAAGGCUGCUUUAUCUGGGUCUGAGCCUUCAGAUUCUAUAAGGGUUGUGAAUGCCCUUCUGACCCAGAUGGACAAGUUGAAGUCCUCACCUAACGUCAUAAUUCUAACUACAUCAAACAUAACUGCUGCUAUUGAUAUAGCAUUCGUCGAUCGAGCUGAUAUAAAGGCCUACGUUGGUCCUCCAACUCUCCAAGCACGUUAUGAAAUUUUGAGAUCGUGCUUGGUAGAGCUUUUAAGGUCUGGAAUACUGUCGGAUUCUGAGUUUCAGGACUGUGAUUUUCCAAGUUUUACUAGUCUGAGAGAACAACUGAAUUCACUCGUAAUUCCUGAGGCUGCACCCCGAUUAAAUCUUUGUAAACAAUUGCUUGCAGCUGCAGAAGCAUGUGAGGGAUUGAGUGGCCGUUCACUCAGAAAGCUUCCAUUUUUGACUCAUGCGGCCCUUGCAAAUCCUUUUGGUUGUGAACCUGGAAAAUUCUUGCAUAAGAUGAUUGAGACAACUAGGAGAGAAUGUUCUGAGAUACCCGACUGAAUUAUGACAGUCUUUCAACCAUAUAACUGACUUGCAAGCUAAGCUUUGAACUCGAGUAAUGGUGUCCCAGAACUGAGAUGAAGGACAUUGAGAAAGUCUCAAUUUGCAAAGGCUUGCCUGCCCAAUCCCACUGAUCUAUAGCAUAGCAUCUUAGGCAUGAGUAUUAUAAGUGUGGUACUAUUAUGUAAUGGUCUGCACCGUAGAGUGAAAUCAAGCAUCUCACCACUGAAAUGUGUAAAUUGGCGCAGGUUGGGAUACAAACUCAUUUGUUGGUGUAAUUUGUGGUUUUAGAUUUUUAAGUACUUGACAGGGAAAUGGCCACUCUGUUAUAAUAUUGAUUCCAAUUAGGAAAGCACGAAAGAGAAUGUUUACCUUGGCUCUGAAGGAAAAUGUGAAGGAAAUGCCUUAAGCUUUCCUUUUCUUUUUACUUUCCUCGAGUAAAUUCUAGAUACACAAUUGAGACAUUGUAAGUUGGUAUGUCAAUGUUCUUUAUUACUCAACUGACUGAACAAAUGUAUAUCAUUGUAAAAAAUAGCCACCGAUGAGCAGCUCUCCAAGCGUAUAGGUUUACAGACAGAAUAUGAGCAAUUACAAUGAACCUAAUCUGAUUCUGCUUGCAUUUUGGGACUGCGAUAAACAGAAACGUGAACUUGUCUCGGCAGAAGCAUGACUCUAGCUAAUUGUGGUAAAGAUUACUAAUUCGAAUUGAAGGGUGAUAUAAAGAGGUCCGUCUAGUUCCGACAUCAUAUCCAUAUCAUUCAUCAUAGUUAGCAGUUUCAACUUUGUAUCAAGGUCACGAUCGAUAUCGUCACGAUCAAUAUCGUCACUAUCAUCAAUAUCACUUAUCAUCCAUAGGAAAACCUUUAGGCUUGUUAUCCAAGAACUUGUUCAGAAAUACCGUAAUGAAAGGAACAUUGGUGUUUGUCGCUAGGUAUUUGACCAAUAGGAUUGUCCAGUUCCU